UUUUAAACUUCGUCUUACUUCCUGUUAGUUUGCCACAGAGUUUCUUCCUACACUAUUUGCUCUCCUGUUCUAUAGUUUCAAUACAAGCUAAGACUUUUUAGAGGAGGAGAACGAGGGGGAGGAUGAGAGGUGGAGUUCAUUGGUCUAGGCUGGAAUAAAGGAGGUGUGGAGCUGCAGAGACACUGACUCUGCUGCCAGAGGUCCACUAGUUUCAUCUGUGAGCGUUUAGUUUGUGUUAUGAGCUUGAAGUAGCAAUACUUAUAUUCAGUAUAUUAUACCUGCUGCAGUAAUAUUCAGUGUUAUUUUCACAUCUAUACAAUCUAUAUAUUGUUCUGCAGUCAUAAUGACAAAUGUCGCUGUGAUCACACAGUAAUUAAAUUAUUUACUUUCACUUUAGAAGCAGAGAGUAGCAGAGCACCAAAACAUUAAGAAAAUGGAGAAUUAUGAGGAAUCUGUGUCGUUUUUGGGAAACUGGGGUCCGUUCCAGAAGAGAAUUUUCUUCAUACUCUGCCUCACCUGCAUUCCAUGUGGAACCAACAUCCUGUCCGUCAUCUUCCUGCUGGCCAGCCCCCCUCACCACUGCCAGAUCCCUAGCGGCAACAACCUGAGCCAAGACUGGAUCCAGGCCAUCAUCCCAGUACAGGUGGACGGGCAGCCGGAGAGAAGCAGCUGCAGCCGGUAUGAACUGGAUCAGGUGAUGAACCUGUCCAUGCUGGGACUCAGGCCCAGCUCAGAGUGGACCCAGAACCAGUCUGGGUCCCAGUCGGGAUCAGAAGUCCUGAUGUUCAACCUAAGGCAGGAAGGAUGUAAAGAUGGAUGGACCUACAGUACUGAGUACUACCAGUCUACUGUUGUCACUGAGUUUGGCCUGGUGUGCAGCGAGCAGUGGAAACAGCCUCUGACCUCUCUCUUGUACUUCUUGGGAGGACUUUGCGGAUGCUUCAUCUCUGGAGAGAUUUCUGACAGGUUUGGUAGGAAGCCUGUGCUGUUCGGUUCCAUUGCCAUACUCGGUGUCUUCAGCAGUGCUUUGUCUUUCGCUCCGUCCUGGCCCGUCUUCACUGUGCUUUUCUUCAUGCUGGGUCUGGGUCAGAUUACAUGCUACAUAGCGGUGUUUGUACUAGGAUCAGAGAUCUUAAUUGGUUCAACCAGAGUCCUGUUCUCCAGUCUGUGCCUGCCUUUCAUAUAUGUAUUUGCCAUGAUGCUGCUGCCUGGCACUGCCUACUUCUUCAGGAACUGGAGACAACUGUCGCUCUUAAUGGCUGUGCCUGGUUUGGCCUGUCUCCCCCUCUGGUGGUUUGUUCCAGAGUCUCCUCGCUGGCUGGUGUCCCGCAGGCGUUUGAAGGAGGCAGAACUUCUGCUGAGGUUGGCAGCUCUGGAGAACCGAGUGGAUGCUCCCCUGGUCAUCUUCCCCUCAGCCACUCUUGACGAUAAAAGCCAGAGCCUCGGCUUUCUGAAUCUGCUGAAAACCUCGAAUAUUCGACAUGUCACACUAACAAUGUGGAUCAUCUGGUUUUCUACGAGUGUCAGCUACUUUGGAUUGUCCUUCAACACAUCCAGUCUCAGUGGCAACCCCUACUUCAACUACUUCCUGCUGUCAGCAGUUGAGAUUCCAGCAUACCUUAUCAGCUGGAUGGCGGCAUGCCGCCUUUCUCGUCGCCUUUCGUUUAUCAGCUUCUCUCUGCUGGGAGCGGUAGCACUGCUCUUAAUCCAGAUCACUCUAAACAGUCAACCAGGUAUCACUAUGGCCCUGGUGCUGCUGGGUAAAUUUGGCAUACUGGUUGGAUCCGGGGUGUUAUACAUAUAUACCGGAGAGCUGUCUCCCACAGUCAUCAGGAAUACAGCUAUGUCAUCCUGUGCUAUGUUCUCCAGAGUGGGGUCAUCUAUUUCCCCAUACCUGCUGGAGCUGGCUGUAUUCCAGCGGCUGCUGCCAUGGAUCGUCAUAGCUUCUCUGUCACUUCUCAGUGUUCUGCUUUGCAUCUUUCUGCCAGAGACGUUCAGACAGCCACUGCCUGACACCAUCCAGCAGAUGCGGGUCACAAAGUGGCUAUGGGCUUCUGCAUCUCCUCCAGAGGAUGAAGGAAAAUCUACAAAAUAUCAGAGUACUUCACCUGACAUUAUCUGCACAACUCACUUAUAAGACUCUCAAAUGAAGGAAACUGCUGUUAACAAAAUAGCCAAAAAGUUAACUGUUUUGCACAAGAUUUACAUUUUUGCACAUGGAUGAAUGUAAGGCAGUUGUGACUUUGAUAUUUCAGUAAGGUAUGUUUUGCUUAAUCUUCCCUGGAGAAUCUGGCCCUGCUUUGGAGCAACUCUUUCUCUAGGAAAAGUUUUGGGGCAUUACCUCUUGUGAAACUAAA
Molecule: messenger RNA, 2357 nt
Organism: Melanotaenia boesemani (Boeseman's rainbowfish)
Lineage: Eukaryota; Metazoa; Chordata; Actinopteri; Atheriniformes; Melanotaeniidae
Product: solute carrier family 22 member 4-like
Exons: 11
Coding region: 434-2137 (567 amino acids)
Biological process (GO): transmembrane transport
Cellular component (GO): membrane
Molecular function (GO): transmembrane transporter activity
Source: RefSeq, a predicted model, not a curated record